Mya arenaria is the source of this 1740-nucleotide messenger RNA. RefSeq names its product sacsin-like. The transcript has 3 exons. NCBI's taxonomy places the organism in Eukaryota, Metazoa, Mollusca, Bivalvia, Myida, Myidae. Bases 1 to 1740 code for a protein of 579 amino acids. Gene Ontology annotation, molecular function: Hsp70 protein binding. The record is from RefSeq and is a predicted model, not a curated record.
AUGCCUGCAUCCAUGGCCCUCAUAUUUGACUUGAUGGCUCCCGCACUUUGCGUGUAUAACGAUGCAGUAUUCACGGAACAGGACUGGGAGGGCAUUACGAUGAUAUACAGCAGCAUAAAAGAGGAGGACAAAUCUAAAGUCGGUAGAUUCGGGCUCGGAUUCAAGUCUGUGUUUCACAUUACAGACUACCCUUGUAUCAUCAGCGGAGACAAAAUGUUGUUGAUUGAUCCGCAACAACCGACUGACAGAGUGAAUGCCUUCUUUGAAAUACCUUUGAUGCACGAUCCCUGGGAGGGACUUGACAUGAACGAUUUUUACAAUGGCCUUGGUGGAUAUUUUGGCGUAGAUCAGCGUAUGAUUAGUGAUGGACAUUUCAACGGAACGUUGUUCUGGUUUCCUUUAAGGGAAAGAGCGUCCCCUUUGUCUGACACAUUGUACGACGAACGCAAGAUUCUUGAUCUUUUGGAUGGCUUGAAGUCUGAGGCACCUAGCAUCCUCAUUUUCUUAAGAAACCUGGAAUCGCUGACAGUUUUUACAGCGAAAGAAUGUUAUCAACGUACAUCAACAUUCGGUACGCAUGAACACAACAGAAAACGGCCUAGUUUUCAUGUACGCAUCAAAGAUGCUGAGCACCAGGUUCGACAUGCAAGGGAAGAGUUUAUUGCCAAAAUGGACACAAACAGUAGUGAUGUCACAAGUAUGACAGAUUACUGCAUAGAAGUUACAACAGAUGGACAGGUUACAGAUUACUAUUGGGCUGUGUUAAACUACUUUGUUGGCACUUCUGCCUCUGGACAAUUUCUAACACUAAUCAAUGACAAAGACAUAAGCAUGAGUCCUUGUGUUUCCAUUGCUGUUUCUUUAGAUCAGUCUCGUCAACAGUUUGAGGGACAUAUAUAUUGCUUCAUGCCUUUACCGAAAGAAGGAUCAAAGCUUACCGGUUUACCUUUUCAUGUGAACGGAUUCUUUGCGCUAAGCCAAAACAGACACCAUCUAAAAUGGGUUACAGAUGAACAGAAGAUGCAGAAAAUAUAUGACAAAAAUGUUUUAUGGAAUCAAUAUAUGGUGACUGAGGCAUUGCCAAAGACAUUCAAAGCAAUAUAUCUCUAUCUGGUACAUCGCGCCCAGCGAAAUGGAAACCCAAAUGAGGAUAUAAUGAAUAUCAAUAGACUCAUUCCUGAUUUUCCAAAUGUCUUGGACAAGUGGAGACAAUUCAUGUUCAAUGCUUUAAGCUUGGUCAAGUCUGAGAAGAUCUUCUUCUGCAGACAUUUAAACGCUUGGAUUCCAUUGCAGCAGAGUAUAUUUGCCUCGUUUGAUAAUUUACCAAGACAUCUUGACCACGUUCGUUCUUCGGUGAAGAAAUGUUUACAAUACAUGGGCCAAUAUCUUGUUGAAGUGCCAGAUGAAACUGUUGCUACAUUCAAACAAUUAUUUCCUGGACAAGUAACGGACGUGACACCUUUACUGUUGGCUAGAUACAUGAAACAAAAUAUGAAGUACAUGGAUUUGGACGACAAGGCGAAACUGAAUAUUCUCGAAUACCUUGUCUCCGAUGCUGAUAACACAAAGCUUGAAAAUUUACACCUGAUACUGCUUGCGUCGCGUGAUUGGGCUGCGUUUCACCAACGGGGAGAGCCGAUCUACAUUUGCGAUGAGAAGAUCAUAUCCCUGUUUCCGUUGCUGACAAACAGGUUUCUUGCUCCAGAUGCAAGGGAGACCGUUUACAAAUCAGGUACGUAG